AUGAAGAGAUUAUUCGCCAUCAGCGCAAUUGUUGCGACUCUUGCGGCACCGUACAUAGCACAAGAUAUCACGAGUAUACCACAAUGUGCUCAGCAGCCGAUUCUUGAAGCUAUCAGUGCAUCGGGCUGCCCUCUAACCGACAUUGCCUGUAUAUGUGCCAACGAGGGCUUUGUUAAUGGCUUGGUGUAACUUAUCCCCACGGUUUACACUACUAGCGAAGUUGCACUGGUUAUCGACUUUACUGAGACGCUCUGCUCUGCCUAUAAUGUCGACCUAAACCUUCCAACUAUGUCCACUAGUGGCACAUCUUUAACACCUUCCACUGCCAGUGCAUCCUCCAACUCAAUUACUGUAGCGCCCACUACAACGCGAAUUAGUUCCGGUAGUGCUACAGCUACAACCCCUACAACACUCAGCUCUAGCACCACUUCUUCAAGCCCUUUAGAAACAGCUGGGGAUGCGGCUAGCACGGCUCUGACAACUUCCACCGACACCGGAGCCACGGGGACCAGCGCAAGCGCCAGUAAAUCCAGCGGGCCGGCACAGCAGACAGAGAACGCUGCGGCAGCAAGUACUAUUGUCUCCCCCGCCCUUUUAGGUGCUAUGGCUGUGGGCAUUCUUGCGGUAAUCUGA
Exophiala aquamarina CBS 119918 is the source of this 633-nucleotide messenger RNA. RefSeq lists its product as uncharacterized. NCBI's taxonomy places the organism in Eukaryota, Fungi, Ascomycota, Eurotiomycetes, Chaetothyriales, Herpotrichiellaceae. The coding region runs from base 289 to 633 and encodes 114 amino acids. The record is from RefSeq and is a predicted model, not a curated record. The transcript is spliced from 3 exons.